CCGGCGACAAUCUUUCCCUUCCCCAGUCUCUUUUUCCUCCCUUUCUCUACUGAUACUCCAUACCUGGUACCGGGAUACUUUCUACAACAUCUUAUUGAACAAACUUCUUUAACGACUUCAAGAACUGUUCAGACCUUGUUCAUCUUCUCCCCCUCCAGUCUCCUCUCUGCUCCGGCUCGUCCGUACAUUUCCAGGGCAUCCAAGUUUCAUCCAGCAUCCAGGCUAUCCCACUGACUACUACUUCGACUACCUCUCGCGCCUGGUCGACUCCUGCGCAUAACUGAAGCCAUCCUGGUCCGUGACCUCACUUACGACGACUCGUAGCCACGCUCAAAAUACGAACAUCAUGCGCCGGGCCACGCCGGACUGAUCGACGACCAACAACAGACACACCAAAGCAGAGGACCCUGGACCGGCCUCUUGUCUCACCCCUCUUAGCCGCCGCCGCCGCCGCUGCCAGCGCCGUCCCCUGACCUCGUCAAAUAAUACCCCCUUAGACCCCUAGAGCUCCCUUUCUCUAGGGACCUCUCGAAACUACGACUUCUGCACGCUCGCUCGCAUCUCAGCAGCAACCAGCGCAUGGCUUCGGCUCCCGCGAUGGCGCCCCCUUCCGAGACCAUCCCCUCCACGACAUCAGACCCCGUCGACCUCUCGUCCACGCCGCAGUCCCUUGCUCGUGCCGUCUACGCCCGUCGGGCAGAGUACGUACGGCCACACCGGAUCCGGGUCAAGAUUGGAACAUGGAACGUGGCUGCGUGUCCUGGCACCGACAAGGACUUGGCGAGCUGGUUUGUUGACGGGUAUGGCCUCGACACAACGCUCUCGAGGCUCAACGUUGCCGAUCACGAUACGGUAGAGACGGACCCCCCGCCGGCCGCCAAGGACGGAACCAAGGAACUAGCCAAGGAUGCGACCGAAGAGCAAGAUCCGAAUGCCUCGGUACACUUGGUCGGAGGCGACAAGGUCGGACUGUACGUCCUGGGCUUGCAGGAGAUUGUAGACCUGAACAUGGCGAGGGACUACAUGAACCGCAUGGCAUCUGACCAAGGACCCAUGAAAAAGUGGAAAGAAGCUCUGGAAGAAGCCAUGCCGGAUGGAUACGAGCUCGUUGCCGCAGAGCAAAUGUCUGGUCUGCUGCUGUUGGCUUAUGCUUCCCCUGAAGUAGCACCUACAGUCAGCAACGUGAGCACAGUCUCUGUCGGAACGGGCCUCUUUGGAUACCUGGGGAACAAGGGAGCUGUCACUACGCGGAUGUUGCUCGGGGAGACGACACGCAUGGUCUUUGUCAACUGCCACCUGGCUAGCGGCGCGGAGCAGACGUACCUGGACCGGAGAUUGUGGGACGUUGGUCAAAUAUUGACAAGGACACAGUUUGACCCCAUCAAUCUGGCAGGAGAGAAUGAUGCCGAGCCGGAGAAGAUUGGCGACGAGGACUUUGCCUUCUGGGUGGGUGACUUGAACUUCCGCGUGGAUGGACUGCCCGGUAAUGAUAUCCGGCGCCUGCUUCAACUACACACCCGUGGCGAGUACGACCUGGACAAGAGGGGGCGCAAAGUGAUCGCCGGUGAGGAGGUUCUGGUGGUCAAGAGCGCAAAGAAGAGUGACUACACAGAUGACGACACCUCAACGAUCGAAACGACUCUUUCUUCAGAAGCUAGUUUCGAUGAUUCGUCAAGCUCCCUGCCAGAUCCAGACGACUUUUUGCCUGACCCAAGUGACGAUCCUGCGUCGUUGCAAGCAACCUUGGACUCUCUUCUGCCACAUGAUCAACUAAGGAGGAUAAUCAAGGAGAAGAAGGCCUUCCACGACGGCUGGCGCGAAGGACAAAUCACUUUCCUGCCCUCGUACAAGUACGACGUCGGGACCAUCAGUCUCUUUGACUCGAGCGAGAAACAAAGAGCCCCGAGUUGGUGCGAUCGUAUUUUGUACAGAACAAGAAAGGACAGGGAGGAGUAUGAGAAAAGGGUCAAGGAGGCCGAGGAGGCAAAGAAAAAGGACGAGGAGAUGACAGCGCGGGGUAUCGACCAUGCGACCGAUGACGACGACGUCCUGUUCAGCUACGACCCGGAUGCGGACGGCGAGGAGGUGCCUACGGGCGAAGCUGGCCUCGACUACGACGAAUAUGAAGAAGAUGAUAACGAACCAGAAGAAGUUGUUACCAAGGAAGGUUUCACGGACAGGAUACAGCUCGAUAUCUACACUUCACACCAGCGGAUCAUUUCCUCAGACCACAAGCCCAUCAUCUCCAUCUUCACGCUCGACUACGAUGCGGUGGUGCCGGAUCUCAAGGCUAAAGUCCACGCCGAAGUUGCAAAGGAGCUGGAUCGUGCCGAGAACGAGGGACGACCUCUCGUCACUGUCAUCCUCGACAACCCAGAUAUGCAAGCCAAGGGUGAGGAUGGGGUGGACCUGGGCGAAGCUGUCGACUUUGGGGAUGUUGCCUACCGAUGCAAACACACGGCGACGUUGACAAUUGCAAACACUGGACGAGUGCCGGCCAAGUUUGCCUUUGUUGAGAAACCCACAAUUGAGGAGGAUUCUGAGGCUUCGAGCCCACCAGCCUGGCUAAGCUCAUCGUUUAAACGGACAGCCGCGGACGACAGUGGAGAGGAGUCGCCAGAUUUGGGCGACGAGGUCACCUUAGAACCCGGCGAGACGGUCAGUGGUGUUUUGGAGAUAUACGUUAGCGACAUUUCCCAUGUCCGAGCCCUCAACGACGGCCGGUCAACUCUUGAGGACAUUCUGGUUCUGCGGGUUGAAGACGGCAGAGACCAUUUCAUUCCAGUCCGCGCUUCGUGGCUUCCGACGUGUUUCGGUCGCUCGAUAGAUGAGCUCAUCCGUAUUCCUGACGGAGGCAUUCGGGCAUUCAUGAAAUCUAGGGAUGGCAAGAGCUCUGGGGCCAUCCCAUACGAUCUCGACGUCCGCUGCGCUGCUCCCAAGGAGCUCUUCAAGCUCACAGAAGCCGUCGAGGUGAUGAUGCUUCGCGCCAUCGCGGAAGCAAACAUGAUUGAGGAACAUGUCAUCCCGGCUGACAAGCCCGGCUGGCCCUUUGACGAGACUGCAUGGCUGUUCAAAGACAAAGAGUCUCGCGACAGCCAGAUUAUUGCUUUAAUCGAGGCACUGGACAAUGACCAACCCCUUGUCGAAGCGCUUCCCGUUGAAGUCCCAUCGCUCUACCGCCUCGAAGUACUCGCCGAGGUCCUGCUUCUCUUCCUCAGCGGCCUGACUGACGGCAUCAUCACCGCAGCCCUCUGGGCCAAGAUCGAAGUCGCCAUCCCCCACCUGGGCGCGGCUGCAGCACGGUUACCACCCGAAGUCGAAGACGACAAGACUGCGGUGCUGGACAUCCUCGCCACGGCGCCAAACCAUAACAUCGCCUUCGUCUUUCUCACGGCGACGUUGUCCAAGGUGGUCGCGGAGAUGGCCCCCAUCUCACGGUCAGAGGUCGAGGCGCUGACUAUGCAGAAGCCCAAUAGGCGGAGUCUCAGCUUUAGACGGCUCACGGGCGGCAAUGCGGCUGCCGAGGCUGCGUUGGCGAGACGGCGUCUUCGCGAGAGGAGGGUGGGCGAGGUGUUUGGCAAGGCUGUGUGCCGGGUGGGGUUGCCUGCCAAGGAUAAGGAGAGGAAGGCUGUUGAGGAGAAGAUGAGGGGGGCUUUGGAGAUCUUUGUGAGGAGGCCGCUCGAGGAUGGCUAG
Messenger RNA from Colletotrichum scovillei, 3693 nucleotides. RefSeq names its product endonuclease/Exonuclease/phosphatase. Bases 580 to 3693 code for a protein of 1037 amino acids. The transcript has a single exon. Gene Ontology annotation, molecular function: phosphatidylinositol-4,5-bisphosphate 5-phosphatase activity. Gene Ontology annotation, biological process: phosphatidylinositol dephosphorylation. NCBI's taxonomy places the organism in Eukaryota, Fungi, Ascomycota, Sordariomycetes, Glomerellales, Glomerellaceae. The record is from RefSeq and is a predicted model, not a curated record.